Molecule: messenger RNA, 2684 nt
Organism: Peromyscus californicus insignis
Lineage: Eukaryota; Metazoa; Chordata; Mammalia; Rodentia; Cricetidae
Gene: CUNH6orf47
Product: chromosome unknown C6orf47 homolog
Exons: 1
Coding region: 1115-1996 (293 amino acids)
Source: RefSeq, a predicted model, not a curated record
GUGGCGGGGGCGGUGCAGAAGAACCGUAGGGCAGCCCGAAGGGAAGGGAGCGCAGCGUUAGGGAAGCAGAGGCAAAGGACCAAUGCAAAGCCAGCCUGGGCUAUAUAUGCCCAGCCUUUCCUGACCUAUAUAUGUAGGGAUAUUCUGUCUUUUAAAACAAACAAAAACCAAGGGCUGAAGCACCGAGUCAGAGGCGGGUGGUGAAGAGCAGAACUGGGCUUGGAUUCAGGUUCUGGCUUAAGCGAUCCUCUCUACGCCUGCGCUGGUGAAUCGCGGGGGCUACGGGGGAGGUCGUUCUGCCGGGUCCGCCUCACGAGUUGCGGGGCUCCGCCCCCGUCGGUCCCUCCCGACCCGGUACAGCUGCUUCCGGGCUCGCAGGGCUCCGGGAGGCCGCUCUCCGGACGCUGGGCCCCAGAGCAGCCCGCAGCGCGCAGCGCCCAGCCGCCUGGGUCCCCAGCGAGGCCUGCACUGAGCCCCGCGACUGCGCUCUCCAAGGACAUCCCUGUUCUGACCUUGCGGAGGCCGCGUCUCAGCUGCGCCCUCGCGGGACAGUGGGCCACUCUGGAACGAUCGCUCCCUAAGUUAAGGAAUGUGUGUAACUGGAGUUCGCUCGACACUUGCAUCCCGUCUUCCUCUCACCCGAGACUUCCUGUUCCUUGAGCUCCCUUGGGCAGCGGUUUAAGGCUCCUCAAAGUCAGGACUGAAGGACUCUGGGCCACCUUCCUUACUUCUUCGAUGGAGCACCACCUCCCCCCACUUUUUGGGCACCUUGGGGUGUGGCCUUGGUGAGUGAAACUUAGGGUGCUGACUGCUGGGAAGGAAAUCUGAAAACACAGAACAUUAUGGGGGAGAUCCAGGCCUUAUAAGGCCCUUGAAGUCUUGUGAGUGUGUGGGGUGGCAAAUGGAUUUCUUUUCCCCUCCACUGACAAGGAAGCAGGCCAUCUGCCACACUUGGGGCUACGUGAGCUCUUUCUGAAUUCAGAGUAGGACGACAUCUCCAAGCAGAUAUCUACUCUGAACCGGAACAGAUUCCGGCUUCUGAGGAGAUCCCGAGAAUCUUUAGUAGAGUCAGGAAGGGGUCGCAGAUUUGGGGGGCUCAUUACACAGUUCAGUCAUGUUCCUGCGAAGGCUUGGUGGCUGGCUACCUCGACCUUGGGGCCGCAGGAAAUCAACAAAGGCUGACUUGCCAGCCCCAGAACCCAGAUGGGUGGACAGCUCCCCCGAGAAUUCAGGGAGUGACUGGGACAGUGCCCCAGAGACAAUGGGAGAUGUGGGGCCUCUCAAGACCAAGGAUUCGGGGAAACCGAGGACCCUUGGGGCUGCUCCAGAAUUGAGCAGGGAGCUCCAAGUGGACCAGCUGGAGAGCAAAAAAAAGGAUUCCCUCCAGCGGGACAAGACUGUCUCCAGUGUUCGAGAGCCGGCAAGGCUGGAGACUGGAGGAGCCAUUCCCAAACGGGAAUGGGAGUCUGUGGAUUCAGGUGGCAUGAAGAGCCUUGGAGUGUCCCCCCAAGGGGGAUUCGGCACCACUGGACCAGAAGCCCUAUUGGAGAAGCCCGGUCGACGUCAGAAGUUGCUGCGUUGGCUACGGGGGGAUCCGGGAGAUCCCUCACAUUACCUGCGGGACCCGGAGGAGUAUCUGCAGAUCUCUACCAACUUGACCCUGCACCUGCUGGAGCUGCUAGCCUCAGCCCUCCUGGCUCUGUGCUCCAGGCCACUUCGAGCUAUCUUGGACGCUCUGGGCCUUCGAGGACCUGUGGGCCUCUGGCUACACGGGCUGCUGUGUUUCCUGGCUGCCCUACAUGGGCUCCAUGCUGUGCUGAGCCUGCUUACUGCUCACCCCCUGCAUUUCGCCUGCCUCUUUGGCCUCUUGCAGGCCCUGGUGCUGGCUGUCAGCCUCCGGGAACCUGUUGAGGAUGAGGAGACCACUGAUUGGGAAAGUGAGGGGCAGGGGAGGGAGGCCAGGGAGCCGACGGAAGGUCCAGGAAGGGCGCUGUGACUGGGUGAGGGCAAAGGGCGAAGAGAGUGGUGUGGUCUUUAGGACGACGGUGGGGAAACCCAGAUGGGAAGCACAGUGACCUCAGGGAUGGGGAGGAGACUCAGGAAAGGCACGGGAGCCCGUCAGAUGACAGAUGGGGCUGUUUAGGGUCCAAUAAUGGACCAUGAUGGGGCAUCACCAUUUGAGUCACCAGCUGUUAUUUCUUCCUUUUACGUUUAUUCACCUCUUUCUAAAUUACCACCUCCAAUUUUCCCCCCACCUCCAGUUUUUAAGAGCAAAAUAAAAUAAAAAUGGUGGAGAAUGAAGGCCAAAGGGUCCUUUCCAACCCUAGGGGUGGACCAGGCCAGAGGCAGGACAGAGAUCUCUGCAUUAAGAGGUGACAGGGAGAUCCAUGCAGUCCCUUGGAUCCUAGGACCAGAGCCAUCUAGAGGAGAGUAGGGCUGUGAGGUAGGAGGAACUGGGAUUCUAGAAGGGGCUACAGGUGUUAUGGUGCCUGCAGGGAGGGUCUGGUACUCAGUGGGAUCCAGAAGAAACAGGGAUGGUGCAGGCCACAUUGGCCCAAGGACCAGUUCAGAAGGGUUCUGACGGGCAGUGGGCACAGUGCCUGCCAUCUCCACUCAGGCUAGGGAUUUGUUCACUCAGCAAUAAAUGUGCGACACUAAAUCCUAAAUAUACCAGUACAAUGUGA